AUGCUAUAUCCAGUUAAUAAUCAAAGAUCACAGAAAAGGCCUGCGCGCCGGCACCGUUUGGGUGAACACUACAACGUUUUCGGCAACCAAGUGCCGUUCAGCGGCUACAAGCAGUCCGGCAUCGGCCGCGAGAACGGACCCUACGGUAUACGCAAUUACACCGAAGUGAAGAGCGUCAUCGUAAAGAUCACCGAGAAAAACUCGUAA
Parnassius apollo (apollo) is the source of this 207-nucleotide messenger RNA. The record is from the annotation of a GenBank genome assembly. NCBI's taxonomy places the organism in Eukaryota, Metazoa, Arthropoda, Insecta, Lepidoptera, Papilionidae.